GAGGAAUGCUGGACAUCCAAAGACGAGGGAGGCUGCAACACGCUUCUCCCCAGCCCCACACCUUGGGCCUCCUCCUUUUGCAACAUACAGAUGUCAGAAACUGAGCUGGAAAAGAUAAAAGUAAGAACAGCUGAGCAUUUUGAAAAUGAUAAAAAUAACAUUUCUUGGUUGAAGGAAGGAUUAUCCAGUUCAGUUAUAAAUCCUCUUGGAGAUUCUGAUACGCAACUCACAAAUGAAAAACAUGCAGAUGAGAAACCCAUUAAUGCUAUCGUUAUAAAUUCAGUAUCCGAAUUCAAUAUCACAGAUGGACCAGCCAAGGAAACCCCCAAUGAGAAAAAACUGUCAGAAUCCAGCACAUCACUGUCCUCCCUUGAAGAAUGCCAAACGAAAUUUUCCUACCUCCAAACUGAUACUUCAGUUCAUCGGAGAGACACUGAUGAGGAGUGCGCCUCCCUUAUCCUCACCUGUCUGUUUUGUCAGUUCUGGGACUGUCUUCUGAUGCUCCCCAACACGUGCGAAGUAGUGUGUACCAACCUGUGCUGCCCCUCUCACCCGUAUCGCCACGCCACGGAUGAAAACCCCUCUCGGAAUGAUUGCAACUGCAACUGUGACGUGGACUGCAGCCUUUUUGAAUCUUGCCACGAGACCAGCGAGUGUCUGGAGCUGGCCAUGGAGAUUUCAGAAAUCUGUUACCGCUAGCACGAUGAAGUCACCGCGUGCCGGCAGGCCUUUGGCCACGGUGGGAAAUUCCAUUACGAUAAGACUGUGAUUUCCAUGUGCUGAAAUGUAAGGACCGUACACAUUUCUUGGAUGCUCUAGGCCAUUUUAUUCUGCACCUGUCUGGGAAAGCUAGUAUUGUCAACUCAAUGGUCUUGUUCCAAAUUUCACAACCGCAUGGCUCGCUGAAAAAUAAGAUUUUUUUGAUCACAUGGAGGAGCAAAUCUUAAAUACCUCUUAAAUGCCAUAGGUACAAGAUGUUUCUUGACUAUCAAAUAGCAUGCUAACUCACACUGUGUUCCUGCACUCAUCAGCUUGCAUCAUGGAGUCAGCCUCAUUCACAAAUUCAGGACAAAUUAGUGCAUUCUUUUAGCAUUGACAUACAUUAGCUCAUCUUUCUAAUGGACUCAUGCAUAAACAUUAUGCAUUGUUGGUUAUUAUUAAUAAUGUAUAACAUCAUUUUGUAAUUAAAAAUUUAUUUAUGCAGUCUCUUAAAAUUCACUUCUAUGUACAGUUUAGGUAGGAAAGGGAAUUAAAUGAAUUAGAAACCAUGUUCCUAUAAUUACAACAGAUGUCUCUAAAACAUCUCCUGUGAAUUUUGAAUAUGGUAUACUUCAGGAGAGUACAAGAAUUCUAAACCGUAUCAUUACACGUCUAUGACUAUGUCAUAACAGGUUAUGCACAUUCCUCAUUUGUUACCGAAAGGCUCUUCUUUAUUCUAAUAAGCAUAAAUGGGAAUUAUGUGACCCCAGAUAAUCAAUUCUUCAUUUUCCUCAUUUCUAUUUGUCAGGUCCAAUAAGCAACAGGAUAUUAAAACAGAAUCAGUUCAUUUUACUAAACUAUCAUUUGUGUAGGCACCCAAAGGAAAUACACAUGCAGGUACUUGUUCAGCACCAAGUUUCCUAACACAGCAGAUACUUCGUAAACCAUAUUUUUUCUUUUUCUAGUAAUUAAAGUAAUUAAUAACUAUAUUGAGCACUUCUUCAUACUUAGCUUUUUUUUGAAAAAAAGAUGUGAUAUAUACUAGAAAGAGAUUUUUAACUCAAAUAAGUUAAAACAAUUUGUGGGGAAAAUAAAUCUAGGUUGAGGUUACUUUGGAAUCUUCUUCAAUGCUUCCUGUGGGCAUGAUUCUAUAGUUGCUAGGCAAAUACAUUGCUCAUUAAUCUGUGCCUAUAUAUUCCCAUGGAUAUAUCUCAAUAUAUUCACUGAAUAUUAAAAAAGCAUAAUGUACCAAUAACAAAACAAAGAACAGAAAAGUGAAAUGGAGAAUUAAGGGAAUUUUUUGUGACCUAGGGAAACAGCAACAACAAAAACCUCCAAACUACCUGUUUUUUCCCUGACUUAGGUAAUUUUAGGCAAAAGCAACAUUCGUUUUAUUUCUGCAGUAAACUAGCACAUUUUUCUAAUCUGAGAUAAAUUCCCCCAAACAUUGAAAACUAUUACUCUUACAAAAUACAUUUUUAAGCUGCUUCUAAAAAAAUAUUUAACUGCUCUUGACUUGCUUCUGACAUCACGGCAGGCAUAUCCAUGGUUAAUGCCAGCUUCAUUCCUGUUUGACCACCAUGUCAUUCACAAACAACAGAGCAUGAGAGAGCCCCACACCGUCUAUGAAUCACUUCAAUCUCACUGCUUUCCAGAUGCUCAAAGAGAUAGCUCUAGAAUUUAUGCAUAGGACGUGUAGAUUAUAGAGGAAAAACAAAGUAGUUUCUUAGAACAGGAAGGGAACUUAGGGCUGUUCUUAUCCAACAUUCUCAUGUUUCGUAAGAGAAAACAGGCCCCAAGAACUGACUUAUCCAAGACCACACAGUGAGUUAAUGGCAGUGUGAGGAACUCUAGCGCAGGGUCUAAUUUUCUGACUGCACUGCACUACUCCAUAGUUCUUCACUUCCUAUUCCAGCUGGUACACGGUGGUACAGCUGUUCCAAUUGUUAAAAUACUAAAAUACUACCAGACUGGCUCAUAAACAGUUGCUCCUUGGACCUCUUUAGAGCUUUCUUCAUGUCCUGACCACCCUGGCCCCCUCUCUGAGGACCCUGCUGAUGGUCUAGCAACUAAAGGAGGAAUACUUGGACCUGCAGGGGAGGGAGGGCUCCGGAACCCUAGCCCAUUAGUAUGGUACCUGGUGUCAUUGGCCAGGCAGUGCCAUAUUGGUGUUAAAUAUUUUGACCAUCAUUCCCUCAUUCUUUUUAAUCUACAAACCCUCAAAUUAUGUAAAGAUGGCACAUUUCAAAUGUGAAUUGAAUGCUUAUCAAUUAGAGACAUAAAAAUCACCAGGUCUUAUUUUAUAAUGCGGUCAGAAUAUUAGAAGAUCUUUCUGUGGCCUCGCUUUCCACGGUUCGUUAACUUUGUUCCUCACUCUCAGAAUUCACCAUGCUAUAACAGAAAGGGUCGGUUAUACAAAGUGUGAAAUUUCUUUUCUUUAUAACCCAUAAUAAAACAUCAUCCUUUUUGCAAACA
This is a messenger RNA of Lemur catta (Ring-tailed lemur), 3174 nucleotides long. RefSeq names its product MyoD family inhibitor domain containing 2 (gene MDFIC2). The transcript is spliced from 5 exons. Bases 91 to 699 code for a protein of 202 amino acids. NCBI's taxonomy places the organism in Eukaryota, Metazoa, Chordata, Mammalia, Primates, Lemuridae. The record is from RefSeq and is a predicted model, not a curated record.